CCCGAUCUGCAGAGGAUGUGGACCGGGUAUAAGCUGUUCAUUCUCUCUUAUCUGGCUACAGAAGUCUGGACCGAGACGCACGUGUGGCCUGGAGGAGACGCGGGCCCCGGAGCUCGUUCCAGCCGGAGCCGCAGCCGCUCGGAAGGUACGCGCCCCAAGAGGGCCGCUCCCCAAGGCCGCUACUGCCGCGCGCUGGGGUGCUGCGAGGCCAGGGACGACGCCUGCGUCACCCCGUUCCACGAGGCGGACGCGGUGUGCUACUGCGAUAGAUUCUGUGAGAGGGACAACUCAGACUGCUGUCCCGAUUACCGGUCCUUUUGCCGUGGAGAAAACGAAAGGCCCCCCCAAGCUCUGCCUUGGUACCCAGAAGGUUGCGUCAGAGACGGGCAGAACUUCAAAGAAGGAUCAGUAAUUAAGGAGAACUGCAACUCCUGCACAUGUGCCGGACAGCAGUGGAGAUGUUCGCAGCACGCCUGCCUCGUGCGCCCGGAAUUGCUUGAACACAUCAAUACUGGAGACUUCGGCUGGACGGCCCAGAACUACAGCCAGUUCUGGGGAAUGACGUUAGAGGAAGGCUUCACCCUCCGCCUGGGCACCUCGCCUCCCGGCCCCACGCUGCUGAGCAUGAACGAAGUGACGGCCUCUCUACCUGCCCACACGGAUCUUCCAGAGAUUUUUAUUGCUUCUUAUAAGUGGCCUGGAUGGACUCAUGGCCCGUUGGAUCAGAAAAAUUGUGCGGCAUCUUGGGCGUUUUCCACUGCAAGCGUGGCAGCUGACCGCAUCGCGAUUCACUCCAAAGGUCAGUACACGGCGAACCUGUCCCCCCAGAACCUGAUCUCGUGCUGUGCCAAGAACCACCAUGGCUGCCACGGCGGGAGCAUCGACAGGGCUUGGUGGUUCCUGAGGAAACGUGGGCUGGUGUCGCACGCGUGCUACCCGCUGGUGAAGGACCAGCACCCGGGCGCUCAGGCCUGCGCCAUGGCCAGCCGGGCGGCCGCGCGGGGCAAGCGCCAGGCCACCAGGCCGUGUCCCAACAGCGUGGAGAAGUCCAACCGCAUCUUCCAGUGCUCGCCGGCCUACCGCGUCUCCUCCAACGAGACGGAGAUAAUGAGGGAAAUCAUGCAGAACGGACCAGUUCAAGCCGUGAUGCAGGUCCACGAGGACUUCUUCCAUUACAAAUCGGGGAUCUACAGACACGUGGCCAGCUCCCAGGAGGAGGCAAAGUACCGGAAGCUGCGGUCCCACGCCGUGAAGCUCACCGGAUGGGGCACACUGAGAGGAGCCCGGGGGAAGAAGGAAAAGUUCUGGAUUGCCGCCAACUCCUGGGGGAAGUCUUGGGGAGAGAACGGCUAUUUCAGGAUUCUCCGAGGGGUCAAUGAGUCUGGCAUUGAGAAGUUGAUCAUUGCAGCCUGGGGUCAGCUGGCGAGUUCGGAGGAGCCGUGAACCCCCCGGGGGCCCCCGGCACCCGUGCCCCUCCCCCCUCCCCACCGCCCCCCCCAUGC
Perognathus longimembris pacificus (Pacific pocket mouse) is the source of this 1502-nucleotide messenger RNA. It is a transcript of the gene Tinag, whose product is annotated as tubulointerstitial nephritis antigen. Gene Ontology annotation, cellular component: lysosome. Lineage: Eukaryota; Metazoa; Chordata; Mammalia; Rodentia; Heteromyidae. Gene Ontology annotation, biological process: proteolysis. Gene Ontology annotation, molecular function: cysteine-type peptidase activity. The record is from RefSeq and is a predicted model, not a curated record. Bases 16 to 1443 code for a protein of 475 amino acids. The transcript is spliced from 12 exons.